Caenorhabditis remanei is the source of this 489-nucleotide messenger RNA. RefSeq lists its product as uncharacterized. The record is from RefSeq and is a predicted model, not a curated record. The transcript is spliced from 4 exons. Lineage: Eukaryota; Metazoa; Nematoda; Chromadorea; Rhabditida; Rhabditidae. The coding region runs from base 1 to 489 and encodes 162 amino acids.
AUGGGAGCCAUGUGGUGGCCUGGAGUGAGAUCGAGUCCCUCCCAAUCCCUCCUGCGACUUCUCAUUCUUCUAGGUGUUCUUGGAGAAGCGGCUAUCUUCGAGAGACAUCGGACACUGAUAGACCUCUCCGGAAACGUUACCUGCCCCCGUUGGAUAAAUAAACGAUGGUGUUUCAGGAUUGUACUCAUGGAAUAUGACAGUUUCGGUGUAGGGCACGACAGAGUUCAGGAUUACGGUGUGAAAUGUGUAGACAACGGUCCGGAACACGAGUAUUUUCUUCCAGGAUCUCAAUACGGUGAUGGCUUUAAUGAUAACGAAUACGAGUUUUUUGUAUGGAUCUAUCAUAAUUGUACGCAGGCUUCAAUACUCUCCAAACAAGUUCAUGAUCUCGGAACAGUGAGUGUUUCAUUAGAUUUAUAUAAACGUGUACAAAACUUCGGGUUAUCUGACUUAUCAGUACGGGCGGAUAGUUAUUUUGACGAUAAAUGA